CAGGUUGUGUCGGGACUCCUGAUGACGUUUUGAGACAUUAUAUACAACUACAGCACCAGAAUUGUGCUGCUAAUGCAGAGAGUCCCGGCCGCCAAGAUGACGGCGCUGCUUUGUGGCGUGCUUCCGGUGAUCUUGAUGGCGCCCGUGUUCAUCCGAGGAAGCGUGGGCCGCUGCGCCGCCAACUGCAGCGACUUGUACAGGGGUCCGCUGAUGCUUCCUGUCGCCGCUCGGCAGCCGGUCAGAGCCUGCCUCGUGCUGCGCGUCUACUCCGGCGCCAUCUUCCUCGCCGCGUUCUUCCUUACGUUGGUUGGCAUGAUGAUGAUCAUGGGAAAAGCUCGUGAUGUCAUAUGGUUACCUUGGCAACCAGCAGCGGGCCUCCUUCCGUUCGCUGGACUUUCGGAUGCUGGCGUUCCCGCUCAUCUUCGCCCUCUGCUGGGGACCCGCGGCGUGUCUGGUGAUGAUGUCAUCGAGGAACGCGAGCUCGGCCGCUGCGGUCGUCUACGUCAUUCAGCGUGCUGCUGGCGGGGGAGGGGCCGGCUGGCGUGGCGGGACGCCGACACUCAGACGCCGUUGCUGCGAGCGCAGAAGAGAAACUACCGCACCUGGCUGUGA
Nerophis lumbriciformis (worm pipefish) is the source of this 612-nucleotide messenger RNA. Its product is annotated as transmembrane protein 116-like. The record is from RefSeq and is a predicted model, not a curated record. NCBI's taxonomy places the organism in Eukaryota, Metazoa, Chordata, Actinopteri, Syngnathiformes, Syngnathidae.